This is a messenger RNA of Mycena citricolor, 1256 nucleotides long. The record is from the annotation of a GenBank genome assembly. Lineage: Eukaryota; Fungi; Basidiomycota; Agaricomycetes; Agaricales; Mycenaceae.
UGCGCAACUCCUCUCCAGACGCAAACAUUCACAAAUCAUGAGUGGCUUUAGUUACGCUUUCUGGUUUGAUGAUUCUCGCAACCAGGAAGAAAAUGAACAAGUUUUGGAGCCUAGCCUUGGGGCUGUCCAAUCCCAGAUUCCCCCCACCAUCUCCCCCUCAGCAUUUCCCUUCCAUGCACAGGAUCGCUUCUCUCCCUCGCUACCCCCUAAUUCCCUCGAGCCUAGCCCGUUCUGCAUGGAAGAAUCUGAACCUCCUCGAGCCAAUCCUCUUAUACCAGAACUUACCCCUCAGAUGAUGCCCUCACCGCAAGCCCUAACCGCUCGGCAGUGCUCUCAUUGUGGGACGACCACGUUGGUCUGGCAACAACAUCCUAUCACGCAUGUUCCGUUGUGCGAUGCAUGCGCAGUGUAUCUUUCUCAACGCUCCAAGCAGCGCCUCGUCGAUCUCUUGCUGGCAGAAACGCGGCGAAACGGGUCGUCGGAGGACGGGGUGUCGCUGGAGGGCACGAUCCAAUGCCCACAUUGCGGUACAAAGAGGACAAGCCCUUCGGAGGAGAAUUUGGAGGAGAUGAUGGUUUGCGAUGCAUGCGGGAUGUAUGUGCAAGUACGGGGGCAAGAUCGCACGAAUCGAGUGACAGAGGGAUGGGAGGAGGGCGACGAUAGUGGGAUUACGAGGAAUACAGUGAGUAAACUCUGCCCGCGCGUUGCGAUCGUUGAGAUCCUUGCCUCAGCUGGCACAUGCGUCUUCACAUCCUGAAUGAGUUAGGAUCGGGUCGCCUUCACACGGAGCCGCGGCGUCGUCGCACGCGCAUUUCCCUCAGAUGACGUCGAUUGUGGUCCUCGCAGCGCCUCAUAAUACCCGUCUUGCCAUGGCAUGCUCUCACUGGCUUGCAUUUUCUACUUCCAAGAGGAUUUCGAAAAAUAGUGAUACAACAACGCAGACGGAGUCAAGUCUACCUAAACGACACGGUGUGCUUCAUUUAGGUUCUUGCUACUCGAUCGAUGUAUCCAUCGUCGUGCAGGCCGAUGUAUAUUAAAUUAGACUUUCAGAUUCAGGGCUCUCUACACACCGUGAGCGUACUGGACACAAACAUUCUCCCGUGUGCGCUCACCGGGUCGACGAAAAGCUAGGAAUCUUCCUUUACUAUAGCACAAUCGCACCCCCUACUGCGAGGCCCUGCUGAAACAAGCGAAUUGAGAUGUAUGCCACAUAGGAGACACGCACUCGGACAGAGUUGCUCUGUGGUAGAUCCCCG